AUGAGUUCUAGCUCGGAGACAUCGGUGGUUGCUUCGUCCAACCGUGGAGUGCCAUCCAAGUGCAAUUGUGGAGCCGGUGUGAGGAUCUUUACAUUGAGAACCGAAGAAAAUCCUGGUCGACCAUUCUUCUAUUGUUUCACCAAAAGAGAUCCAAGCUCGUGGACAAACAAAAGAGAUGGUCACUUGUUUAAGUGGGUCGAGGAGGCGGUGUAUGAGGAAGUUGAAGAUGCAUUACCAAAACUAGGACUUAUGGCAAAUGAGAUCGUGAAAACAAAUUCCCAGGUUAAUGAGUUGACUGCUGCUUUACUAGAGUUGAAGGAAGAAGCAUUGUGGAGAAAAGUGGAAAUCCGCAAGUUCAGAACGUUAUUGAAGAGCAUUCAAACCAUGGACUCCAGCCUCCUAGUCCUUGUGCACGCGGUGGAGCUUCAGGAGCUUCCCACUGUGUUGAUGCCCUCGUCUGUGUUGAAGCCCUCCUCCGUGUUGACGCCCUCCUCUGUGAGGGUUCAGCUCCGUGAUCCUCCAACAGAUGGUUGUGAAGCUGGUCCUUGA
Molecule: messenger RNA, 549 nt
Organism: Camelina sativa (false flax)
Lineage: Eukaryota; Viridiplantae; Streptophyta; Magnoliopsida; Brassicales; Brassicaceae
Source: RefSeq, a predicted model, not a curated record